Messenger RNA from Fulmarus glacialis (Northern fulmar), 1880 nucleotides. RefSeq names its product progestin and adipoQ receptor family member VIII (gene PAQR8). Gene Ontology annotation, biological process: response to steroid hormone. NCBI's taxonomy places the organism in Eukaryota, Metazoa, Chordata, Aves, Procellariiformes, Procellariidae. The transcript has a single exon. Gene Ontology annotation, cellular component: plasma membrane. The coding region runs from base 1 to 1059 and encodes 352 amino acids. The record is from RefSeq and is a predicted model, not a curated record. Gene Ontology annotation, molecular function: nuclear steroid receptor activity; steroid binding.
AUGACAGCCAUCCUGGAGCGGAUCAGCACGCUGUCCCUCAGCGGGCAGCAUCUCAGCCGUCUCCCCAGGCUGCUGGAGGAUGGCUUCCCCAAGAUGCCUUGCACGGUCAAAGAGUGCGAGGUGCCGCAGCUCUUCCGUGAGCCGUACAUCCACACCGGGUACCGUCCCACUGGCCAGGACUGGCGGUACUACUUCCUUAGCCUCUUCCAGAAGCACAACGAGGUGGUCAACGUGUGGACUCAUCUCCUGGCAGCGCUGGCUGUGCUGCUGAGAUUCAAGACGUUUGUGGAGGCUGAGCAGUUACCCGUGGACGCGUGGUCCUUGCCUUUGCUCAUCUUUGUCCUCUCCUCUGUCACCUACCUGACCUGCAGCCUCUUGGCCCACCUACUGCAGUCCAAAUCGGAGCUAUACCACUACACCUUCUACUUCGUGGACUACGUCGGAGUCAGUAUAUACCAGUAUGGUAGUGCCCUGGCCCAUUUCUACUACAGCUCCGACCAAGCCUGGUAUGACAAGUUCUGGCUUUUCUUCCUGCCGGCAGCUGCUUUCUGUGGCUGGCUGUCUUGUGCCGGCUGCUGCUACGCGAAAUAUUGGUACCGACGGCCUUACCCCAUCAUGAGGAAGAUGUGCCAGGUGAUCCCGGCCGGGCUGGCAUUCAUCUUGGAUAUCAGUCCUGUCGCUCACCGGGUGGUUGUGUGUCACCUGGGGGGCUGUGAGGAAGAUGCUGCUUGGUACCACACGUACCAGAUACUGUUUUUCCUUAUCAGUGCUUAUUUUUUCUCCUGCCCGGUCCCUGAGAAGUACUUCCCUGGCUCCUGUGAUAUCAUUGGCCAUGCCCACCAGAUCUUCCACACCUUCCUGGCCAUCUGCACCCUAUCACAGCUGGAGGCCAUUUUAUUGGAUUACAAGAACAGGCAGGAGAUUUUCCUGAAGAGGCAUGGGCCUCUCUCCAUCUAUCUCUCCUGCAUCUCUUUUUUUGGCUUGGUGGCUUGUAGUGCCAUCACAGCUUACAUCCUGCGAUGCAGGAUCAAGGCCAGCCUGGCUAAAAAGGACUCCUGAGAGUCACAAACGUGAUGGUCAUGACAACACCAGGGUGGUGAAAAAUCAAGAAAAGGGGCAUAACAUAUUAGAGACAUAACUGGCUUAUUUGCCUAACACACUGUGACUAACCUGGACCCUGGACUCAGGUGGAGGGCUGGAGACUUCAUGCUGGAUGCAUUUUCACAGCAGGGACUGCCUUCUGCCAUCCAGGGGGACAUGGGGUGUUUUAAGCCAGAACAAGUAAUUUAACCAAGGAUGCUGGAAUAGGCAGAGGUUUCUUGUUCAUUCUGGUAAACCUGUGGGUGAUAUCUUGCUGAAUGUCAGGGCAAGCAGCCUGAAGGCUGUGAGACUGUAGAAAGGUCUGCCAGGGCUCACAACGCAGCGGAGAACACACUGUGAGGACCACGGCUGGAUGUGAUGACCUCUCUGGGUUUUGCCAUCUCUGCUAUCUGUGGGAGACCUGUUACUAUCAAAGACAGUAGCAAGGGUUCAGGAGGAGUCUACAUUUCUAGGGUUCAGCUGCAAGGGCAUGUGUGGCACAGUGGCUGGUAGAAUCCUUUUCCUGCUCCGGCUGGGCUAAGCCAGGUUCUCUCUACGGUCCCCUUGUCAAGUAUCUCAACGCCAGGUUGCUGAGGUGGCUUUGGCAAAGCAUGUUUAGAGACUUAGGCCUGACCUGGGGUCCUCUAGGAUGAACUGGGUCUGAACCUGAGCCCUGUGUCAUGUCUGCUGGUGACUGGUGUGGGUCCAGCACAGGUGAUGUUAGGUCAGCUCCACCUUCUCUUUCUGUAUGACUACACCAUCUGUAGUGGAGCUGCUCAUCAAAACCAAGGAGUCAGGCU